AUGCCGACAACAUUUUUAUUCUUGGUAAUAUUUUUAUUAUCUAUCUAUCUAUCUAUCUAUCUAUCUAUCUAUCUAUCUAUCUAUCUAUCUAUCUCCUUAUAUAUUGAUUUGGCUUACUACAGAAUCAAAGAGAUGCACUUAAAAUUCCAGACAACGCGAAAAAAGAACUUAAAAAUGCCUCAUCGAGCUUUUUUUCUUCCUUUCAAACCCCCUUUCCAUCCAAUACAAUUACAAAGGGCAGAUAACUCGAGAGAGGAAUUUUUAAAAUGCUUCCCAACUGAUAAGCGAUUCAAUUUAGAAAAGAAAAAAAAAACUCCCGCUUCCUUUCUUCGCACCACUGCGAGAACGACUAUCUACCCUACUCAACACUUGCUUAACAGAUAUGUAUUGCUGGUAAUAUUUUUAUCUAUCUAUCUAUCUAUCUAUCUAUCUAUCUAUCUAUCUAUCUCAAUUUUUAUUGCUCGUAAUAUUUUUUAUCUAUUUUUCUAUCUUGGUCUCUUCAUGUCUAUCUGUCUCCUUUGGUCUCUUAAUAUCUAUCUAUCUAUCUAUCUAUAUAUCUAUCUAUCUAUCUAUCUUGGUCUCUCUAUGUCUAUCUGUCUCUCUCGGUCUCUUAAUAUCUAUCUAUCUAUCUAUCUUGGUCUCUCUAUGUCUAUCUGUCUCUCUUGGUCUCUUCAUAUCUAUCUAUCUAUCUAUUAUGGUCUCUCUAUGUCUAUCUGUCUCUCUCGGUCUCUUAAUAUCUAUCUAUCUAUCUAUCUAUCUAUCUAUCUAUCUAUCUAUCUAUCUUGGUCUCUCUAUGUCUAUCUGUCUCUCUCGGUCUCUUAA
Messenger RNA from Acanthosepion pharaonis, 822 nucleotides. The record is from the annotation of a GenBank genome assembly. Lineage: Eukaryota; Metazoa; Mollusca; Cephalopoda; Sepiida; Sepiidae.